Messenger RNA from Callorhinus ursinus (northern fur seal), 4129 nucleotides. NCBI's taxonomy places the organism in Eukaryota, Metazoa, Chordata, Mammalia, Carnivora, Otariidae. The record is from RefSeq and is a predicted model, not a curated record.
GAAGCCGGGUUGGUGGAGGGAAGGUAGGCAGCCGGAUAGGUUGCGGAGGCUGCGGCAGCAUGGUGGGUCCGGAGAAGGAGCAGAGCUGGAUCCCCAAGAUCUUCAAGAAGAAGACGUGCACGACAUUCAUCGUUGACCCCACAGAUGCGGGAGGAGCCCUGUGCCAGUGCGGGCGUCCCCGGAGCACUCACCCAUCAGUGGCUGUGGAGGAUGCCUUUGGGGCAGCCGUGGUGACCGUGUGGGACAGUGACUUGCAUACCACGGAGAAGCCCACAGACGCCUAUGGGGACCUGGAUUUCCUGGGCGCCGGCCGCAAGGCCAGCAACUUCCUCCGGCUCUCUGACCGCACGGAUCCAGCUACUGUUUAUAAUCUGGUCACCCACACAUGGGGCUUCCGGGCCCCGAACCUGGUGGUGUCAGUGUUGGGGGGGUCAGGGGGCCCCAUCCUCCAGACCUGGCUGCAGGACCUGCUGCGACGCGGGCUGGUGCGGGCUGCCCAGAGCACAGGGGCCUGGAUUGUCACCGGGGGGCUGCACAGGGGCAUUGGCCGACAUGUUGGUGUGGCUGUGCGAGACCACCAGACGGCCAGCACUGGGGGCACCAAGGUGGUAGCCAUGGGCAUGGCCCCCUGGGGCGUGGUUUGGAAUAGAGACACCCUCACCAAUGCCAAGGGCUCGUUCCCUGCGAGGUACCCGUGGCGUGGUAACUCCGAGGACGGGGUCCAGUUUCCGCUCGACUACAACUACUCGGCCUUCUUCCUGGUGGACGACGGCACCCACGGCCGCCUGGGCGGGGAGAACCGCUUCCGCCUGCGCUUCGAGUCCUACGUGGCGCAGCAGAAGACGGGCGUGGGAGGGACUGGAAUUGACAUCCCUGUUCUCCUCCUCUUGAUCGAUGGUGAUGAGAAGAUGUUGAAGCAGAUAGAGAAUGCCACCCAGGCUCAGCUCCCCUGCCUCCUGGUGGCUGGGUCCGGGGGAGCUGCAGACUGCCUGGCAGAGAUCCUGGAAGACACUCUGGCUCCAGGGAGAGGGGGAAGCAGGCAAGGUGAAGCCCGGGAUCGGAUUAAGCGUUUCUUCCCCAAAGGGGACCCUGAGGUUCUGCAGGCCCAGGUGGAGAGGAUCAUGACCCGGAAGGAGCUGCUGACGGUCUAUUCAUCUGAGGAUGGCCCUGAGGAAUUUGAGACCAUUGUUUUGAAGGCCCUUGUCAAGGCUUGUGGGAGCUCGGAAGCUUCAGCUUACCUGGACGAGCUGCGUUUGGCUGUGGCGUGGAACCGCGUGGACAUUGCGCAGAGUGAACUCUUCCGGGGGGACAUUGAAUGGCGGUCCGUCCACCUGGAAGCCUCCCUCAUGGACGCCCUCCUGAAUGACCGGCCCGAGUUCGUGCGCUUGCUCAUCUCCCAUGGUCUCAGCGUGGGCCACUUCCUGACCCCGACGCGCCUGACCCAGCUUUACAGCGCAGCGCCCUCCAGCUCGCUCAUCCGCAGCCUUUUGGACCAGGUGUCCCAUGGCGCAGGCACCAAAAGUCCAGUCCUUAAAUCCUCUGCGGAGCCCCGACCCCCUGACGUGGGGCAGGUGCUGCGGAUGCUGCUGGGGGAGAUGUGCGCGCCGAGGUACAGCGCUGGGGGCGCCGAGGAUCCCCACCAGGGAGAAGGCUGCAGGGAGAGCGUGGGUCUGCUCUCGGACAGGGCCCCCUCUGAUCUCAUGCUGGACGCCAUCCUCGGGCAGGCCCCCUGGAGUGACUUGCUCCUCUGGGCGCUGCUACUGAACAGAGCUCAGAUGGCCUUGUACUUCUGGGAGAUGGGCUCUAAUGCUGUAGCCUCAGCUCUUGGGGCUUGUUUGCUACUCCGCGUGCUGGCACGCCUGGAGUCUGAGGCUGAGGAGGCAGCACGGAGGAAGGACCUGGCGGCCAAGUUUGAGGGUCUGGGUGUUGACCUUUUUGGUGAGUGCUACCGCAGCAGCGAGGAACGGGCCGCUCGCCUGCUAGUCCGUCGCUGCCCGCUCUGGGGGGAUGCCACCUGCCUCCAGCUUGCCAUGCAGGCUGAUGCCCGUGCCUUCUUUGCCCAGGAUGGGGUACAGUCUCUGCUGACCCAGAAGUGGUGGGGGGAGGUGGACAGCGCCACCCCCACCUGGGCCCUGCUCCUCGCCUUCUUUUGCCCUCCGCUCAUCUAUACGGACCUCAUCACCUUCAGGAAGUCAGAGGAGGAGUCCAUGCAGAAGGACCUGGCAUUUGGCACGGAUCGAGGCGUCAAUGGGGAAGGCCCUGUGGGGCUGGCAGAGUCCCCCGAGAAGACGGCCGUGCGGGUGCUGGGGCGGCCCCCACGCAGGGGCUGCUGCGGCGGGUGCCCCCCACGCCUGCGCCGCUGGCCCCAGUUCUGGGGGGCGCCGGUGACCGCCUUCAUGGGCAACGUGGUCAGCUACCUCCUCUUCCUGCUGGUGUUCGCCCGGGUGCUGCUCCUCGACUUCCGGCCCGAGGCGCCCGGUGCCCUGGAGCUGCUGCUCUACUUCUGGGUCUUCACCCUGCUCUGCGAGGAGUUCCGGCAGGGCCUGGGCGGCGGUUGGGGCAGCCUGACCACCCGGGGCGCCGGGCCCGGCCCCCAGCAGGCCCCGCUGCGCCGCCGGCUGAGCCUCUACCUCGCCGACACCUGGAACCAGUGCGACCUGGUGGCCCUCACCUGCUUCCUCCUGGGCGUGGGCUGCCGCAUAAGCAAAACCAGAUCAUCAGGAAUUCACCUCAAAUAUCUUCUGUUGCCGAGACUGGGCUGUGUCAUGCUGACCCCCGGACUGUAUGACCUGGGCCGCACUCUCCUCUGCCUCGACUUCAUGGUCUUCACGCUACGAUUGCUGCACAUCUUCACGGUCAACAAACAGCUGGGGCCCAAGAUCGUCAUCGUGAACAAGAUGAUGAAGGACGUGUUCUUCUUCCUCUUCUUCCUUGGUGUGUGGCUGGUUGCCUACGGCGUGGCCACGGAGGGGCUCCUUAGGCCCCGGGAUCGUGAUCUCCCGAAUAUCCUGCGCCGUGUCUUCUACCGGCCCUACCUGCAGAUCUUUGGGCAGAUCCCCCAGGAGGACAUGGACGUGGCCCUCAUGGAGCAAGUCAACUGCUCGUCAGAGCAGGGCUUCUGGGCUCGCCCGCCGGGGGCGCAGGCAGGCUCCUGUGUCUCGCUUUAUGCCAACUGGCUGGUGGUUCUCCUUCUCAUCAUUUUCCUGCUCGUGGCCAACAUCCUGCUGCUCAAUUUGCUCAUCGCCAUGUUCAGCCACACCUUCAGCAAAGUACAGGGAAACAGCGACCUCUAUUGGAAGGCUCAGCGCUACAGCCUCAUCCGGGAAUUUCACUCUCGGCCCGCGCUGGCUCCGCCCCUUAUCAUCAUCUCGCACGUGCGCCUCCUCAUCCGGCAACUACGCAGGCGCCGGUCCCGCUUGCCGCCCUCCCCGGUCUUCGAACAUUUUCGGGUCUACCUCUCGAAGGAAGCAGAGCGGAGGCUGCUGACAUGGGAGUCGGUGCAGAAGGAGAAUUUCCUUCUGGCGCGCGCGCGGGACAAGCGGGAGAGCGACUCCGAGUGUCUGAAGCGCAUGUCGCAAAAGGUGGACACAGCGUUGAAGCAGUUGAGACAGAUCCGCGAGUAUGAGCAGCGUCUGAAAGGACUGGAGCAGGAAGUCCAGCACUGUAGCCGUGUCCUGGGCUGGGUGGCCGACUCCCUGAGCCGCUCCGCGUUGCUGCCCCCAGGGGGGCCACCGCCUCCAGCCCUGUCUGGGCCUAAAGACUGAGCCCUGCUGGCAGACUUCAAGGAGUAGCCCCCACAGGGAGUUUCUGCUCCCAAAGUCCUACUGGUCCUUGACCCUUGCACCUCCUGGCCUUGUCUUCCACACGGGCCCCAUGCUCAUGGAGGACCACCUGGGCUGCUGUCAGGACCACCUCAGGGAGUGUCAUCCAUGCGAACCACUGCAGGCCCAGCUCCUCCUAGAACCAGUCCCGCUCGGGGAAGAUCAGCCUCUGGAGCCCAGGCAUUGCUCUUCUGAAGGCCCUGCCACAGCCUGCUGGGCGGGAGAGGGCUGCAGGGUCUUUGGGAUAUAGGGAUCACAGAUCCCAUUUGCAGCUCCCCACACUGGGGAAAUAAAGCCAUUUGAGAGGA